AUGGAUGAGUUGGUCCGUAGUGCAUCGUUGAUAAUGUUAUUUGGAGCUGUUAGCAGCCAAGACAGCAAGCUGGCUAUGAUCAUCUAUCGGCCAACCCCCAUUCUCUCUAGUAUAUGUUGGACAUUGGGAAGGCUCAGAUCAAGAGGGGGAAGCAAAGGGCCGGCAGUGCAAUUAGAGAGAGCAGCAUUACCGAAGAAGAAAGAGAGAAAACCAUCAGUUCUGCCAAACCUAACACAGGCGGAGACAGCAAUUGCGGUUGGGUUCUACAUUGGAGUCACAAUGCCAUUGCUAGCAGCGUGGUUCAUAUGGGAGUUUAUUAAGGUGAGGUUGGGGUUGGUUGCAGGAUUAUCAAGCAUUGCUUUGUUGGUGUUUGGAGGGGUAGAGGCUCUGUUAGGAAGGGGAUCUUGCCGGGCGGAUCGUAUGGGGAGGCGGCAACUCUUGUAUUGUGUGAGGGUGUUGUUUAGUGGGUGGUUCACCUUUGCUAUAAUCUUUGGCCUCACCAAGUUGAUUGGUUCCAUUGGAUUAAUUGUAGGAAUUGGGUCUUAA
Telopea speciosissima is the source of this 546-nucleotide messenger RNA. Its product is annotated as vacuolar iron transporter homolog 4-like. The transcript is spliced from 2 exons. Gene Ontology annotation, cellular component: membrane. Gene Ontology annotation, molecular function: iron ion transmembrane transporter activity; manganese ion transmembrane transporter activity. Lineage: Eukaryota; Viridiplantae; Streptophyta; Magnoliopsida; Proteales; Proteaceae. Gene Ontology annotation, biological process: intracellular manganese ion homeostasis. The record is from RefSeq and is a predicted model, not a curated record. The coding region runs from base 1 to 546 and encodes 181 amino acids.